Molecule: messenger RNA, 2271 nt
Organism: Verticillium nonalfalfae
Lineage: Eukaryota; Fungi; Ascomycota; Sordariomycetes; Glomerellales; Plectosphaerellaceae
Exons: 1
Coding region: 1-2271 (756 amino acids)
Source: RefSeq, a predicted model, not a curated record
AUGACGUUGGAACAGCGCAAGUUCAGUGCCGUCCCCGACAGGCUUCGCCCUGUCAGCAAUGUUCCACUCUCCGACGCAGACCGACGACCGAUGACCUCGAAGCAAGCGAAGAAGCUGCAUCUCGAGAGAAAUCGCGGGCCUCGCUUGACGAAACAACAACAGCGAGAACGCGACCGGGAACUCCAGGCUGAGAUCCGACGAGAGAUCGCGGAAAAGGAAAAGGCGGAGAGGCAGGAGAAAGACCGGGUUCGGCAGCAGGCAAAGGCCAAAGUACUUCGCGACAAGAAGAAGGCGAAAGAGGAUGCUGAGAAAGACGCAAAGCGCAAGGCUGGGCUGCCGCUUGCAACAUGUCGUCCCAGUCAGGAUACGAUUGCUCGGUUCUUCAAGUCGAAUCGUGUCGAGAAGAAGACGAGUAUUUCAGGACUAGAAAAGCGGGAACAUAAGGAGUCUGUGAUACCAAGAUGCCAAGCAGAAGAAGCAAGGCCAGAACCGAGCCAGAGUCACGGAGAACAGCAGCACGUCGAGUCGCUAGCAGCUCCUACAAAAGUGGCGAAGCCUCAAGAACCUACAGAACCCAAGCCCUCCGCAGCUCCUUCGACUGAACUGGUUCGCUUGCUUGCCAUUAGUGAGCAGGAAGAGCUCACGGAAAAGGACAACGACGCAGACGAAGAACCAAGCGCGGCGCCAUUGUACACGGAACCUCGGGAAGAAGCACAGCUUGAGGUGCCUAGAAGCCCUCCGAAGAAGCGCGUCAGACUAGAUGAAGGGGUUGGCGACCAAGUAUGUUCACCACCGCUGAUCAUACAGCGAACACCGAGCCCCAGCCGCCCUUCUUCUCCCACGAUUUCACUGGCAAGAAAGGAGGCUUCGCAGCAUGAUGGGCAGGCUGACCUAAUCACCAACACCCCUGCGCUUGAUUGCGUACAAGAUCGCAUUCACGACUCACAUUCUCCUCCCGUCAAGGUGCCUGUCACAGAGGCAGUGACAACCAGGCUGUGUCGCGACCAGAUUGAUCGCCCUGGCUUCAUUCGAGCUUCUGCGUUGCGCGACACCCCAAAACAUGGAGCUGUGCCACGGUUCGUGCGACCACCGCACCCAUCCGCCUACAAGGAUCGCCAAACCAGGCCCGACACUGACUCCGGCGCCCGCAAGUUUCUGCAACCUGCAAUGGAAAAGGUUCUUCGCACGGACUUGCCUUCAUUACCCCCGCCGUCCAGCACGCUUGCAUUCAUCAACGAUAACCUCGAUGAUUUUUUUGGGGAUUGUUCUCAGUUGGCACUCGAGGAAGCAAGCACGAAGAAGGGUGGCGAGAAUAGCAAUGUCCAGACCAACAAGCUCUCAAGCCAAAGCCGGAAGAGACCAGGCGAAGCAGCUCCAGUAGACGUCUGCAAGAAGGGCCGACCUUCUCCUGCGGUUGCGCCCGUGGUCGAUCUGCUCCCAGAAUUCGGAGAUCUGGACAAUUUGUUUCCCAGUGGCACGCAACUUCAAAGAGAGCUGUUGGAGGACCAGGUUGUUUCGAAGGUCCACGACUUCGGCGCCGAGCCUGCCCUACGAGGCCAGGCUGUUCACCGAGCAGGCUCAGGUGGCGCCAGAAAGAAACAGUGCCCCAAACAGAAUCGUCUCACUCUGCUCCAGGCAGAUGCGGGCGAUGCCAUGCCUUUCUUCUGCAGCCAGGACUUCAACCUCUCGCCUCAGGACAUGCAGGAGAUCGAAGCACCGCCCGUAAUGGCUGCGAAGACGGCACGCCGGGAAGCACCAGAGCGCAUGGCGUGGCAAGCAGAACAAGCUGCGCCGUUGAUACCGAUGACCUGGAAACGCAGACGACCAGUCAUGCAGAGUUUCGCAACUGGCAGGACUCGCCAGUCGAAAGUCACGACGCAGAAACCUCGGCCUGAUCCUAACCAACGCGCCAACGCCCGCGCGCCACAGAACGUGGUGGAGAUUCGCCAAACCGAGCCUCCAGCCAUGGUCAACCCGUCAGAACCCCCCGCAGCAACAGGCCAGCGCGCGCCGUUGCGACCGGUCAGCAACCCUCCGGAAGCCGCGCAACCGCCGCAACACGCCGUGUCGUCGCAGGACCUGGCGGCCAUGCUCGAAGCAGACUGGGACGAUGAUUGCCUGCAGGCUCAGCACCGGCCGCAGGAGCAGGAGGCAGAGCCGCAAAAGCCGCGCCCCGAACUCGACGAGCCCCAGGAUCUUUGGGAUGCAAUCUCAUCCCAAGACCUGCGGGCCGUCUUUGCGGAUGAAGACUGGGGCAACUUGGCUGUGUGA